AUGCCUGCAGGCGGCUCUGCAGGAGCUGCAGAGAGGGAGCAGCCCCAUCCCACCGGGUGUCACAGAGAUGUGGCAUCAUCUGUUGGGGUGCUGCAGUGCUCUGCCGUCCCGGCCUGGAGCUCAGCCGGCUGCCCACAUCCUCCUGCUGCCGCCCUCCUAGCGCCUGUCCUGUGCCCGCAGGUGGCUGCCCUGGGCUGCGGUGCAUUCGCGCUGCUUUUCGAUGACAUCGAUCCCUGCAUGUGCCGCGCUGACAGAGACGUCUUCCCCUCCCUGGCCCAGGCCCAGGCCUCUGUGGCCAAUGAGGCGUACCGGGAGCUGGGCCUGCCUCCCACCUUCCUCUUCUGCCCCACAGAGUACUGCAGCUCACUCUGCUCCCCCAGCCCCGCUCAGUCCCGUUACCUGCAGACCCUCGGCCGGGAGCUGCUCCCAGAGAUUGGGGUCAUCUGGACAGGCCCAAAGGUGGUGUCCCAGGAGCUCUCGGUUGCAUUGGUGGAGGAGGUGGAGCACGUCCUGCAGCAUCGCCUCCUCAUCUGGGACAACCUCUUUGCCAAUGACUACGACUGCCGACGUGUUUUCCUGGGCCCCUACACGGGCCGUGCCCCUGACCUCGUGCCCCGGCUCAGUGGGCUGCUCCUCAACCCCAACUGCGAGCUCCAGGCCAACUUCAUCCCCAUCCACACUCUGGGCAGUUGGUUCCGCAGUGAGCUGUGGGGCUGUGCCCACACCGACAGCACAGGAACAGAGGCUUCAGCAGAGCCGAGGGAUGGCCAGGGCCUGCAGGAAGGUUACAGCCCUCAGGAGGCUCUGGAGCUGGCACUGCUCGACUGGGUGGCUGAGAUAAAGCAGCAGGUGCUGGAGGCAGGAGGAAGGACUCCACUGCAAUCCAGCACUGGCUGCGAGGAAGAAGCAGGGCUGCAUCCUGGCACAGCAGGAGGGCAGGAGGCCCUGCUUGGCCCGAAGCCUUGUGACACUGCUCCCAGUGGGGCAGACCAGCAUGAACCUGAGCCCUGUGACGUGACACCAGGGAACAGAAAGAGGGAGGCAACCUCAGUGCCUGAAGAGGGCAAUGGGAGCAGGACCUCCACCGGUGGCCCACGGAGCCCUGCAGAGGAUCAGGACUGGCUCACUUCAGGUAGCAGAAUGAGCUGUGAGCCCUCCUCUGCUCUGCCCAUCACAGCAGGGAGUGAUGGGUCGGCAGGAGUUCCUGUGGCUGAUGAGACCCUCCACAGCCUGGGGACACCAACGUGCUGCAGCAGAGGGGCCAGCACCUGCCAAAGCACUCCCCUGGACAGCAGUGAUGUCAGGGAAAGGGGCAGCAGCCCUUCUGGCAGUCCCCAGCCUGGGGCCAGCACUGCUGAUGCGCUCCAGAUACCCUCAGGGUCUAGGGCUGACCCCAGCCCUGGCCCCAUCUCACAGCUUGUUGAUGGGGCCACCAGCCCUGUCCCCACAGCACUGCUCACUAACGGGACUGCCGUAAGCCCUAUCCUCUCUGUGCCACUUAUGUCAGAGGAGGCCAGGUUGGACUCCAGUGCCCCACUGACCAUGGAGGAGGCGCGGAUGCUGGUGGAGCUCUUCUACCUGCCCUACCAUCAUGGGCCACAGGCGCAGCAUCUCUUGGAAGACCUUCAGUGGCUGCGGGCCAACAGUCCCAGCGUGGGAGUCCCCAGCGGAUCACCAAACUCCUGUGUGGUUGCAGAGUGGCGCAGCCGGGCCCGCUCCUUCCAGCAGCUCUGUGCCCAGACGUGCUGCCUGCACAGCCGCUUCGUCUGCAGUGCAGGGCAGGCGCUGCUCUACGACCUGCACCCCUACCUGUGGGACAUCCGCAACCUGCUGCUGGCUGCCAGUGCCUUUGUGCUGUGGUUGGAUGGCCGCCUCCUGUGUGACCCUGACCACAAGGGCACCUGGGGAAGCUGCUUUGGCUGGUGUCAGAGCAUCACUGCCCCGCUCUUCCCAGGGGAGGACGCUGAGCCCUGGGUGCGCCGUGGGGGCCUCUUUGGAGAGCUGCAGGCACUGCUGCCCGUGGGGAACAGCUGUGACCUCUUUUGCCAUCCACCUCCGCUCUUCCCAUCCCGACAGCUGUACGUCCUGCGCCCGCUGCUGCCCCAGGACAAGGGAAAGCUGUACCAAAUGUUCCAGGAGGGUCUGGACGGUGAGCCCAGCACUGUGGAGGUCCUGGCGGCCCACCCUGACCUACUGGGUGAUAGGUGAGACCUGAUCCAUGGGGACACCCUGGAUGUAUGCGCAGGCAGCAUGGAAGCAGCCAGCCAGGGCCCUCCUCUCAUCCCUGCAGGGAGCAACUCUGCCUGUGCCAUGGCCACUGUGGGACUGUGGUGUCAGAUGUGGGGCAGAGAGGGCGUAUCCAGUGGGGACCUGGUAGCUGCCAUGGGGAUAGAGAUGUCUGGUCCCACUGGUCCUUGUGGGGGUUGCAGUGUUUACACUGGCAGAGGGCAUCAUUAGGGCCUCAGUGGGUUGGGCGGGGUGCUGGGUGCUGCGUCCCAGGAGUGGAGACAGCAGGCAGCUCUGUGCUCCCUCCGUGCUGGGCUCAGCCCCAGCUCAGCGGUGCCCUGCUCUGUCUGGCAGGGUGCUGGGCAGCUUCCUGAGCCUCAGCCCUGAGUACACCUUCGUGCUGGAGGAUGAGGGCGGCCCCUGUGGCUAUGCAGCUGGAGCGCUCUGUGCUGAACGAUUCCUGCGAGAGCGCGACAGCAGCUGGCUGCCGGCCAUGCAGCGCAGGUACCCCCGGGAGCUGGGGAUCCUGGGACAGGUGAGGGUGUGACUGUGGUGCUGGGAUGGAGUUGGGGAGGGAGGGUUCCCUCACUGUGUAUCGCCUGCAGGGUGUCUUGGAAGAAGCACUGCUCUUCUUCCACACGAAGCCGGUGGCUGUACCGCUGCCCGUGCUGCGACGCUUCCCCUCCCUGGUGCAGCUGGACACGGCCCCGCGGGUGCAAGACGUGGGUGCCAGCCGCAGCCUGGCUGUAAGCCUGCUGAGCGCCCUCAGAGCCAACGGCUCACGGGGAGUGUUUUGCCAAGUCAGUGCUGCAGACCACCAGCAGCUGAGCUUCUACAGCAAGCUGGGCUUCAUCGUGCUGCCCUUGCCCUGUCCCAGCUCCCCUGGCAUGCAGCUCCUGGGACGUCUCCUCUGAGCGAGCAUCAGGGGCAGGCAUGGGGCAGCACCAUGGGGCCCCAUCCUACACAGGAUUGCUGGAGGGAUCGGGAGUGUGGAGCUUCUCGGGCUGGGCAGGGAUGUGGGAGCGUGGCCUGGGGGUGAGCGAGGUGCUCCUGGGAUUUGUGCAGUGCACCAGGCUGUGGGCUUUUUGGCAAGAGAGAAGCACUUCUGCCCUUUUGGGAGAUACGGGCACUGGGGACCUUCACUCUUGCUGGCUGAGCUCCCUGCAGCCAUGCACGGCAUCCCUGGGCUGUGCAGAGCUCCCAACCUACAAGUGUGGGGUGGUGGUCCUGGGGCACAGCACGGUAGUGUGCCAGUCCUGUGGGUGGGGCUGCCCAGCUCUCCAUUCCGGUGUGGACCCAGGCUGGGAGGCUGGGGCUGGUUCUCGGCACCCAGGAGCUGCUUUGGAUCAAGCUUGCAUGGGGCACAGCAAGGCAGACCCAAUUCUGCUGCCCGAGGACUGAAGAAAGUGCUAUCCUUGCUAAUAAAGCAUUUGCUGGCCUCAUUGUAGGUCAUCUCAUGGGGAAAGCAUUGGGAUACCACCGACUCCUUCCAGCAACCCACAGCUGCCAGCCACCCAGCCCCGUGCUUGCAGCCAGCACAGUGGGACCUCGGCUACAGCGGCAGCCAC
Phasianus colchicus (ring-necked pheasant) is the source of this 3794-nucleotide messenger RNA. The record is from RefSeq and is a predicted model, not a curated record. NCBI's taxonomy places the organism in Eukaryota, Metazoa, Chordata, Aves, Galliformes, Phasianidae.